GGCGGGCCGCUCAGGGUUAAAGGGGCGUCCGCAGGUCUCCGCAGCUCGGCAGCGGGGAGACAAAGCGCUCCUUCGCCGUCGCUCCCCAAGCGGUUCCGGGCCAUGGGAUGGACAGACGGUCGCGCCAGUCCCUCAGCCAGGCUCCCAGAAGUACCUGCUACACACUGGGCUCUCACAUCCAGGCAGAAAAACCCUCCCUUCCUGGAGCAGGCAUGAAUGAGCCAGAUGAAGAACUAGAGGUCCAGAGAGGCUGACUGUGCGCACCGAGGUGACCCAGCCUGGAGACUGAGCUGACGUGUAACUGAGUGAGCAGGGUCAGGUGGGCAUGACGGAUGUUUUGGGAGGGAUGCAUGAGUCACUUACGCAGAAACAGGCAUAGAGAGGGACAGCGGAUAUAAGAAGCCACACAGCACAAGAAGGCAGAGUGAGGAUUAAACACACCAGAGCCUUCAGGGGCUGAGGUCCCAGCCUCAUUGCUCCUUGGGGAUAAGCAGGUCUCAGCCUCCAGCUCGGCAGUAAGCUGUCCCUGACUGCAGUGUGGGUGGCAGGAGGCGGCAGGAAAAUAAGUAUUUGUUUGGCAGCCGCUUCUCCCUCCACCUAUCUGGUGGCACAGCCUGGCCCCACAGAGCCACCACCCAGGCCUCAUUCCUCCUGACUUCAGGCAGCGCCUGCCACCCAGGCAGAAGGGGUGGACAUUGGCUGAGUGCUUACUCAUUCCAGGCUCUUCACAUACUCUUGAAAAGUAUGGCCAUGACAGGGGCAGCAGGGCGCAGGACCUCCUCCAAGAUGCCACACUGGGCACCAGUGUGCCACCGCCCGCUAGGUCCUCCUGCCCACUGCUGCCCCCCUAUGUUAGAGUGCCCUGCCCCUCCCUGUCAGUCUGGGCCGGGCUCCUGUUUUACCUAGAGUGUUUGCUGACAGCUGCUCCAGCACGCUGGGUGAGUUUUCCUCCACCCCCUCGGGUCCCCAUUCCUCAUAGCAGUAGGGUUUCAGCACAGGGCUUUUGUGUUCACUCUUCCCCUACCUGCCAUGCUCUAUGGCUCACCUCUCACCAGGCUGAGUCACAGAGCUGGGACCUUAGGGACCUCCUGGGGCCAACAAAGGCUCUAGCCAACUUGUUUUGUGACCUUGGCUGUGUGGUUGUUUCCUCAGUGUGCCUCUGUUUCCCCAACUGAGGCAUGGUCACUAGCCUGGGUCACCCAAGGUCAUUGCCUGCUGGAGCUAACUUGCGUGGUGUUGAGAGAGCUCAGAAUGCUUAAUGUUCUUUCCUGAAUUAGGGGCAGCAGAAGGGCUCCGAGUGGCCACGUGAGACUUGGGUUCGAGUCUUGUCUCCCCGUGCUCACUGGGGCUGGUGUGGGUGUGGUGGAAGGUGGCCACUGGUGGUCCAGGAGUUGGUGAUCUUAGGAGUAACAUCAGCUCUGGUGCAGGGGACAAGGGCAGGCCUUGCGGCCAUGAAGCUGAACGAGCGCAGCCUGGCCUUCUAUGCAACCUGCGAUGCUCCAGUGGACAAUGCUGGCUUCCUCCACAAGCGUGGUGGACGCGGGGCGGGCUCGCACCGGCGCUGGUUCGUGCUUCGUGGCAACAUGCUCUUCUACUUCGAGGCAGAGGCCAGCCGCGAGCCGCUGGGUGUCAUCCUGCUGGAGGGGUGCACGGUGGAGCUGGUGGAUGUCCGGGAGGAGUUUGCCUUCGCCGUGCACUUUGCCGGCGGUCGCUCUCGGCCCUACGUGCUGGCAGCUGAUAGCCAGGCGGCCCUGGAGGGCUGGGUGAAGGCGCUGUCACGAGCCAGCUUCCACUACCUGCGCUUGGUGGUGCGUGAGUUGGAGCAGCAGCUGGCAGCCAUGCGGGAGGGAAGCCCUGCCAAUGCCUUGCCGGCCAGCCCAAGCCCAAUCUCGAACCCGCGACCCAAGGAGAAUGGCCGGGCAGUAUGGAGUGCGCUGCCUGAGCAACCCACUGCAGCCCCCCAGCGCCCACCGCUACCGCCCCGUCGCAGGGCCUCUGCUUGCAAUGGGCCCUUGGUAUCAUUUGCUCAGCUACAUGAGCAGUAUGGACUGGAGGUGCGGGCCCUCAGGAGCCAGUGGCGUGGAGGCCACACUGGCCUAGCUGGCCUGAGGGUCUCCUGGCAUCCUUCUGAGUCUAGUGGGACUCAUACCCAAGACCAGCCUUAAGGGGCCUACUGGCUGUGAGGGAAGCCUGAGUCAAGCCAGGCUUCCAGGGGACAAAGGACAUGUGACCCAGAAGACCUGACCUCUGGGCUCAGUGGCAGUUACUGCCAAGAAGAACCUGGGGCCUGAACAUUCUACAAGAACUCAAGGAAUUGGUUGCUAGAGAGCCCUGCCCCAGGACAGCCCUGGAGUAGGCCACAGGCUCAUGGGGCCCAAGGUCCACCUAGUACCGGUCCUCACAAGGGUCAGGAAGCCUGGGCCCAGAGGCUGCUGCCUGGGCUGCUCAUUUGGGUCUGAAGCAGCAGGUAGAAGGUGGAGUUAAACUGGAUAAAUCCCCAAGGCCCUGGCCUGGAACCAGCUAAGGCAGGACUUUGCCCGGCCUUGGCAGGCAGGGCCUCUUAGAACCAAGUAACCUCCAGUCCUGGGCUGUGGCCUAGCUUCCUCCCAGGCUCACCUCUGCCUGAUUCCAGACAACCAGUGGGCCUCCCUGCUGGGUCCCUUCUCAGUGCUGGCUCUCUUCCAGAGUGUUGGGCGGGACAACCUGCCCCACCUGGGUCUUGUUUACAGUCCUCCUCAGUGCCCUGCCCUGGGGACUGGAGGACACUCACUCCAGUCUCUGCGUCAGGUGGACAGAUUUCACCCUGGCCCCACUCCUGUCCCGGGAGGCUCUGGGUUGGGGUUCUGUAGGUGAUUCUGCCACCAGAGCCUCUUGGCUGCCUGCUGGUUCAGGCGCCAGGGCUUGGCUGUGGGUUUCACUUUGAAGUUUAUAAGGUAUUGCAUUUGUCUUUCUUCCAGCAGUGAAGUUUAGUAUCCGCACCCCCUCUCCCGUUACUGUUGACUGGUGGGAAGGGGUGGCAUUGUCCCCAGGGAGUCCAGCCCUACCAGGAGACACACUGACACCUAGCUGUCACUGAGCUCUGCUGUCUGCACAGGUGCCUCUGGGGACUUGGUCCCUAUCUUUUUAACUCUCCCACUGGGUGGGGCUCAGGUCUCCCUGGUGUGACCCAGCUGGCGGGCUAAGGCAUAGACUCUAGUCUGGGAUGGGUUUACAAACUCUAAAGGUACAGCGCAGGAGGUAGGGGAGGGGAGAGGUGCCCUUUUUCCCCAAAGCACAAAGAUGGUCCAGCUGACUCUAGGGCUAAGAGAUGUCUGCCAUGGACAGGGUAUGAAGGCUAAAAUAAAAGCUGGUCAAGGAA
Messenger RNA from Alexandromys fortis (reed vole), 3358 nucleotides. RefSeq names its product PH domain containing endocytic trafficking adaptor 1 (gene Pheta1). Bases 1452 to 2165 code for a protein of 237 amino acids. NCBI's taxonomy places the organism in Eukaryota, Metazoa, Chordata, Mammalia, Rodentia, Cricetidae. Gene Ontology annotation, biological process: retrograde transport, endosome to Golgi; receptor recycling; endosome organization. The record is from RefSeq and is a predicted model, not a curated record. The transcript has 3 exons. Gene Ontology annotation, cellular component: recycling endosome; trans-Golgi network; early endosome.